Fragaria vesca subsp. vesca is the source of this 706-nucleotide messenger RNA. RefSeq lists its product as uncharacterized. The transcript has a single exon. The record is from RefSeq and is a predicted model, not a curated record. Lineage: Eukaryota; Viridiplantae; Streptophyta; Magnoliopsida; Rosales; Rosaceae. The coding region runs from base 25 to 639 and encodes 204 amino acids.
GCAACCAAACCAAGUUAACCAAGAAUGGAAGUGGAAGUGAAGCUCCGCCUCCUAGACGCCUCCACACACCAAAAGCUCUCCGACCUCCUCUCACCCUUCCACCUCCAAACCCUAAUCCAAGAGAACAUCUUCUUCGACGGCUCCAACUCCGAGCUCUCCUCCAACCGCGCCAUCCUCCGCCUCCGCUUCUACGACGUCGCUUCCCGAUCCUGCGUCCUCUCCCUCAAGGCCAAGCCCCUCAUCUCCCACGGCGUCAGCCGCGUCUUGGAACUCGAAGAGCCAUUCGACCCCGUCCUCGGACGCGCGUGCGUGGCCGAGCCCUGGCGCCUCAUGGCUGCUGUCAGCUCGUCCACGCUCCUAAAGCGCGUGAGGGAGGAGUUCGGGGUCGGAGAGCAAGGGUUUGUGUGCUUGGGAGGGUUUAGAAAUGUGAGGGGCGUGUACGAGUGGGAGGGGUUGAAGCUAGAGUUGGACGAGAGCAACUUCGACUUUGGGACGUGUUAUGAGUUGGAGUGUGAGAGCUUGGACCCUGAGAAGGAUAAGAAGGUUCUAGAGAGGUUCCUGGAGGAGAAUGGGAUCAGGUACAAGUACUCGGAGGUUUCCAAGUUUGGGGUGUUUAAGUCCGGCAAGUUGCCGGAUUGAGAGUUUGUAACAUUGUUCAUUGUGAUUGAUUAAUGUAACUUUGGUGUUUCUCCAUCGAUCACCUGGA